Messenger RNA from Pichia kudriavzevii, 1587 nucleotides. RefSeq lists its product as uncharacterized. Lineage: Eukaryota; Fungi; Ascomycota; Pichiomycetes; Pichiales; Pichiaceae. Gene Ontology annotation, molecular function: heme binding; oxidoreductase activity, acting on paired donors, with incorporation or reduction of molecular oxygen; iron ion binding. The coding region runs from base 1 to 1587 and encodes 528 amino acids. The transcript has a single exon. The record is from RefSeq and is a predicted model, not a curated record.
AUGUUGCCUGAAUUUUUGAGUGAAACAAACCCCAAUUCACUCGGGGUUUCAGUAUGCAUAGUUAUUCUGACUUCGGCACUAUAUUACUUUGUUAUUUAUCCACUUUUUUUCCAUCCUCUAGCUAAAAUACCCGGUCCAUUACCAUGCAAAAUUACCAAGUACUGGUUGAUUUAUAAAUCAUGGAAAGAAGAAAAAAUCGGUUAUGUUCAGUCGUUACAUGAGAAAUAUGGCUCAAUUGUUCGUAUUGGACCUGACCAGGUUGACAUAUGUGAUGCAUCAUACAUCAAAGAUAUUUACGUUGCUAAUUUUGAUAAAACUGAUUUUUUUGCACAUUUCUUGUUCUUUGGCGUCCCCUGUGCCUUUUCAACUAUUGAAAAGGAAAAACAUAAAGAAUUCCGUAAACCAACCAACCGGUUGUACACAAAGUCCAAAAUAUGUUCUCCGCAGGUUAUGCCAAGAGUUGAAAAAGUAAUAUAUGACACAUUGUCGGUUUUUCAUCAAUACCACAACCAUGAACUGAACAUCUUCUUGGUGUUUUGUGAUAUGGCAAUGGAUGCUGUUACAUCUAUUUCAUUCGGACCAGCCUAUGACCCACUUCUUGCAGACCCAUUUGGAAAGGGCAAGACUAUCUGUGGGGACUUUUCAAUUCAAUCAUCCCCCGGAUUCUGGGUUACGGAGAUGCCCUACUGGCUUGACUGGGUUGUUACAAAGCCGGUGAAGGAAGCUACUAAACGUUGCCACGAUUGGGUAGAGAGACAAUUUAAUGCAGCGUACCAGAAGUUAGGUUCAACAACGAGCAAAGGUGUCGAUAUAGUUCUCAAUUCAUACUUUGAAUAUGAUCCUGAAGAAGACAAAAAUAAGCAAUUGACCAAGUUGUUUGAUCAAACACACGCCAAGAGUGAAAUAUAUGAUCACAUAGUUGCUGGUCAUAUAGGUACUUCUACCAUUCUAACAUACUUCUUUCUUGAGAUGGCCUCUCAACCAGAAGUCCAAGAAAAAUUGAGAGAGGAAGUAAUGAAACAGUUGAAUAACAACGAGCCAAUCCCAACUAACAAUUUCAAUCCAAUUGGAUACUCUGUUAUUGAUGAUGAAAAAAAAUUACCUUAUUUGCAUGCUUGUCUGAAUGAAAACUUUCGUUUAUUCACCGGUGUCGGUCAAUUACCACGUGUUGUUCCACCCAAGGGAAUGCUUUUUCGGGGGUCCGAAAUUGUACCUCCAGUUAAAAUUCCUUGCAACUCAGUAGUUUCCAUGCAACCAUGGUCAGUUCAUCGUGUUGCAGCAGUUUUCCCCAACCCUAACAAAUACGAUCCUCAGAGGUGGCUGGAGGCAAGUGAAGUACAACUAAAGACCAUGAAAUCUCACUUGUUGCCCUUUGGUACCGGUGCCAGAAUGUGUCUUGGACAGCAUUUGGCCACCGCCGAAGUUAAAAUGAUUAUGGCCAAUAUAUUAUGCCGUUAUAAAGUGCAACUUGCAGACGAUUUUGAUUACGAAAAAGACGGUGCAAUGAGAGACUUCUUUGUCACCGUCCCAAAGAGUGAAAAAAUGAUGCUGAAGUUUAUUCCCCUUGAGUCUUCUACUCUAUUCUAA